Durio zibethinus is the source of this 3783-nucleotide messenger RNA. RefSeq lists its product as uncharacterized. The record is from RefSeq and is a predicted model, not a curated record. Gene Ontology annotation, molecular function: protein serine/threonine kinase activity; ATP binding. Gene Ontology annotation, biological process: peptidyl-serine phosphorylation; peptidyl-threonine phosphorylation; mRNA cis splicing, via spliceosome. NCBI's taxonomy places the organism in Eukaryota, Viridiplantae, Streptophyta, Magnoliopsida, Malvales, Malvaceae.
AACCCGAAUCCUCCCUCAAAACCAGAAGCAGUCCCUAUACGAAAUGGAAAUCUAAUUUCACCAGUAAAACUGCCUUUCGCUUCGCUCCAAAAAAUUACACCAAAAAAAAAAAUCACACAUUAAAAACCCUAACCCUAAAUUUUCUGCAUUUGACUUCAAAUGGCUAGCGAUACCCAAGAUUCUCAUCGAAGGAAGCACCCUCGUUCUCCAUCCGAUGACGAGGAAACAGAGAAACCCUCCAAACGCCACAAGCACCGCCACCAAAAACACCGUCACCACCGCCACCGCAGCAAGAAACACGAAGACGAAUUCAAAGAUGGUGGCGAAGGUCCCCCCUCUCCUCCUCCUUCUCAUUCGGACCUUCGACCUGAUGAUGACGUCGAGGAAGGAGAGAUUCUUGAGGAGGAACCCGCCGUCGAAUCUCGCGAGAGACUUGGUGAUUCAAAUCGGGGAGUUGGCGAAAAUAGUAAUUCUGUGGAUGAGCAAGUAAGAAGCAUCGGUGACAACAGUGGUGAGAGGAAUCAAAGUCAUGCUGGGUUGUUUAGAAAUUUAAGUGUUGAGUCUCAAGGAGAGUUGGUCCCUAGAGUUGUCCCUGAUGGUCAUCUAAAUGGGUAUUUUCAAUCACAUCACGUAGAGGGUACAAGGCAGCAUCAGCAGUCUAGGCUUCCUUCAAGAAGCGGCAAGAAAAAGAAUUACCAUGAGGAUGUUGAAAAGGCUGAUGCUAGGAAGUUAAGUGACAUGAGAAAGUCAUUGUCCUCUGAAUGCUCUGGGGAAAAGUGCAUGACAUCAGCUAUCUCACCUUUUGAUUCAAGAUAUGAUGAUUAUACUAGGAGUAGAUCUGAGUCACAUGAUCUUUCUAGGGAUAGAUCAUGUUCUCGAAGCAUAGCAGAUGAGGAGGCUCUUUCGAAAAGAAGUCGUCGCCUCAAACGUGAUCCUAGUCGGGAUGGACAACAUCGUAGUAGAAACUUAGUUAAGGGUGAUGACAAGGAACGAAGUGUUAGUUAUGAUAGAUAUGUUGGUGAAGAAAGGCAUCGGAGUAUGGAGAUGCGGGUUAUUGUGAGGAGCAGGGAAAGGGAGAUAGAUUGGGAAUGGAGAAGGGAGAAGGAGUGUGAAAGAAGCAAAGAGAGGGAGACGGAUGUUGAAUGGAGAAGGCACAGAGACAAGGACAGGGAGAUUUAUGGUGAGAGAAGGGAGAAGGAGCAAGCAAGGAGCAGAGAUAGAGACAUGAGUGGUGAAAGGAGAAGGGAGAAGGAGCAAGAGAGGUGUAGGGAGAGAGAACUGGAGAGUCAAAGGAGAAGGGAGAAGGAGAGAGGGAAGAAGAGGGACAGGGAUCUAGACAGUGAGAGGAGAAGGGAGAAGUUGUCUGAUAGGAGCUGGGAAUGGGAAGCAGAUAGAGAUAGGAAGAGGGAGAAGGAAAGAGAUUGGAGCAGGGUUCAUGGCGGAGCUAAUGACAAAGAUAGAGAGAGGAAAACCGAAAAAACUGAAGAAUGGAACCAAGAGCAAGAAAGGGAGAGGAGAAGUGACAGGAGUAAGGAUCAAGGUAGGAAUAUUGAGAUUGAAAAUGAUGGCUAUGGUCAUCGAGAUAGGUAUAAGAAUUAUAAGCACUUGAAACGCGAUGAAACAGAAGCUUAUCGAGACAGGAUAAGGAAGAAUGAAACAGUGAAGGUUCAUGGUUCUAACAGUAAUUCAUUGGAAGUAGAUGCGGAUAAACUAAAAAGAGAUGAAGAGGAGCAAGAUGAUUUUGAAAAAGGGAUUGCAUUAAAAGUUGCUGAACAGGAAGAGGAAGAACUCAAUAGGAUUAAAAAGGAAAGUAGGAAGCGAAGGCAAGCCAUCUUAGAGAAAUAUAAGAGUCAGCAGUUACAGCCUCAAACUCAAUCUUAUCCGGUGGAUGUGAAUAAAGAUAAUGGGCCUGUAGAGAAUCAUGGGCAAACAGUAGCUGCUGCUAAUGCUGGUCCAGAUGUUCUUGGUGGUGGACAUGAAGAUGUCUAUGUUGCUGAGCCAUUGUUGUCAGUUAGGAAGUCACCUUCAGAAAAUGGGCAUACUGCUCCUGAGAGGACAUCUGGUGCUACUGGGCUUGGUGAGGGUACCCCAAAGAGUGAGAGAUCAGAAAAUAUUUUCUGUGAUGAUAUAUUUGGAGAAACGCCCACUGGAGUUCGUAAAUUGGGUAAAGGUGAUGGCUUGCCAGUUAUAAGGAGUGGUCUUGAUGACAAUUGGGAUGAUGCAGAAGGAUAUUAUAGCUAUCGAUUUGGUGAGCUUCUUGACAGCCGAUAUGAAGUAACUGCUGCUCAUGGAAAAGGUGUUUUUUCAACUGUUGUACGUGCAAAGGAUAUUAAGGCUGGUAUUUCCGAUCCUGAAGAAGUGGCCAUAAAGAUCAUUCGUAAUAAUGAAACAAUGCACAAGGCUGGUCAGCUGGAGGUUCAAAUAUUGAAAAAAUUAGCAGGUGCAGAUCCAGAUGAUAAGCGCCAUUGUGUUCGUUUUCUGUCAAGUUUCAAGUACAGGAAUCAUCUAUGUUUAGUUUUUGAGUCACUUCAUAUGAAUCUGCGUGAAGUUCUCAAGAAGUUUGGUCGCAAUAUUGGUCUUAAACUAACUGCUGUCAGAGCAUAUGCUAAGCAACUUUUUAUUGCGCUUAAGCAUCUAAAAAACUGUGGUGUUCUUCAUUGUGAUAUAAAGCCUGAUAACAUGCUGGUAAAUGACGCAAAAAAUGUGCUGAAGCUCUGUGAUUUUGGUAAUGCCAUGUUUGCUGGUAAAAAUGAAAUUACACCAUACCUUGUAAGCCGCUUUUAUCGAGCCCCAGAAAUAAUUCUUGGUUUGCCUUAUGAUCAUCCAAUGGAUAUUUGGUCUGUUGGUUGCUGUUUGUAUGAGCUAUAUGCUGGAAAAGUUCUUUUCCCUGGUCCUACAAACAAUGACAUGCUACGCCUCCAUAUGGAGCUCAAAGGCACUUUUCCAAAGAAGAUGCUGCGUAAGGGAGCAUUUACAGAACAACACUAUGAUCAAGAUCUGAAUUUCCUUGCUAUAGAAGAGGAUCCUGUUACUAAAAAGAGUAUAAAGAGGAUGAUUCUUAACAUAAAGCCAAAAGAUAUCAGUUCAAUUAUUGUUGGCUCUCCUGGUGAGGAUCCUAAGAUGCUAGCCAACUUCAAGGACCUUCUAGAAAAAAUUUUUUUGUUGGAUCCAGAGAAGAGAAUGACAGUAACACAGGCAUUGACUCAUCCUUUCAUCACGGGCAAGUGAAACAUGUUGCUGAUUUUAUGACUCCAGAAAUGUGUUGCGCUAAAUAUUUGUUCAUUAUGACCUAACUCAUAUUUAGAUAUCUAAUCAUUGGGAAUUCUGUCUUUAUCUUCUCUGUGCUGGACUGAGAGCUUUGGACGGCAUGGUUGAAGUCAGAAGGGUGAUGUUUGGUACGCCUGACUCUUUACUGGUGAUUCUUUCAGUGGAAUGUACUUUUUCUAUUGUAAGAAAACUAGCCAAAGGCGUUUUUAUCUCUUGUAAUCAUUAUUGAUUAUGGCCAUUGUGCAAAAUUUGUUAUUAUCUUUUUACCUGUUGCAAUUGUUGGAAAAUAAUGACAGAAAUAUAUUUAGUUUCCUAUGAGUUUAUAGAACAAAAUUAGUUCUUUAAACUAGGCAUGGUUACUGCUCCCUUUUGACCUUUUUAUUUUAGUUUCUUCUGCUCUUUUAUGGUUGUUGGUUUUGAUGGUUCCAUUGUUGCUUUUCUUGUUAAGAGCCAUUUGGUUUUCUUUUUCUAUCCUGUCAGAAUUGUUUGGGCCGUGGAAAUCUAAUUUGAUUUUUC